GAUGUGGCAGUGGACUUCUGCGACGUUUCUUCCCUUUUUUGAGCGCGUGCAGCCUGCCGCGUGGGCCCGUGUUUUGGCCUGCUGCCUUACAUGGGCAAACCUCUGAACUCACUCAGACGGCUGGAAUGCUGAGGCGUGACGUCACUGGCCACAACUCUCCCAGAUUUUGGUUCAAGAAGUUUCACUUUUUUUGGUGGGAUUUCAGCUUCUCCCGGGUUUCCUAGAAAGCACAGAGAUUGCAACACACUGCAGAGAGCUCAACCAUCUUCCAGAAACUUUUUUUAUACAAAGAAGGAAACAGGAUCCCGCCACUGUGACCCUCACAGGAGUCAAGUGUUGAACCAUGUGGAACCCAGCAAACACCCAGUCGGGACAAGUGACUGCCAGGAUGGAGACGACUCCAUCUAUGGGGAGUGCCAGCAUCUCCGUCUCUCAGCAGCAGGUGCCCAAGAAGUUUGCCCCGGUGGUCGCACCCAAACCCAAGUUCAACCCCUACAAACAGGGUGCUCACUUCGAUCCAGCAGCGGACCUCCCUCCCCCUCCACCACCUGUCCACGAGUCCGCCGGCCUGCCGUCACCACAGGGCUCCUUCCCUCCUCCGCCGCCGAUGAACUCUUACGAUUAUCAGAUGAAAGGACCUGAGAAGACCCUGGAAGAGCGGCGCUCCAGUCUGGAUGCAGAGAUCGACUCUCUCACCAGCAUCCUGGCAGACCUGGAGAGCAGCUCCCCCAGCAAGCCGCGCAGCACGCAAGCUACAAACGGAUGAUUAUUCCACCUCAUCCACCUCUGACUGCCACCAAGAAGUCUACACCUAAACCCCAGGCUCCAGGAGGAGCGUCCUCUAUCCCACCUGCUUCUGCUAGUCCAAUGGCCAAGCCCCAAACCCACAUGGCUCCCCAGCCAGUUCCAGCAUCGUACACCACUGCAUCCACUCCAAGCCAACCCACAUUUAACGUCCAGGUGAGGUCUGCCCAACCCGGCCCACAACAUCAAGCCCCGGUUGGGCAGCAUUUUGGCCAGCAGCCGGUUCGCAGCCCCUCACAGGUGCAGUACAUGCCUGCCCAGCCCAAAGGUCCCGACUUUGCUUAUGGACCACCACAGCCCGGCUUCUCUCCAAUGAUGCAUCCGGAACAGCAAUAUCUGGGAGCACCCCAAGGAGGUGGAUUGAGUUCCAGAAGGCCUGACCCCGUCCUGAUCCAAGGCUACCAACCUCCAGGCCCCAAGAAGACCUACAUCACAGAUGUCCCUCCAAGCUUAGCUCCAUACACCUCUGGACCAGGUGUUCCACCAAAAGGCAGCGCUCAUCCAGAGGAUGAACUGGAGCGCCUGACCAAGAAGAUGCUGUUUGACAUGGACAACCCGCCAUCUGAGGAGUAUUUUGGGCGCUGUGCCAGCUGUGGGGAGAACGUUGUGGGUGAAGGCACCGGCUGCACCGCCAUGGACCAGGUCUUCCACGUGACCUGCUUCAUCUGCGUGACCUGCGGCAGCAAGCUGCGUGGCAAGCCCUUCUACGCUGUGGAGAAGAAGGCGUACUGCGAGCCGUGCUACAUCAACACGCUGGAGACCUGCAGCAUCUGCAGUAACCCCAUCAUGGAGCGCAUCCUGAGGGCCACGGGGAAGGCCUACCACCCUCACUGCUUCAUCUGCGUGGUGUGUCACCGCAGCCUGGAUGGCAUCCCUUUCACCGUGGACGCCUCCAACCAAAUCCACUGCAUCGAGGACUUCCACAAGAAGUUUGCCCCCCGCUGCUGCGUGUGCUCUGAGCCCAUAAUGCCGGCGCCGGGUCAGGAGGAGACCGUUCGCAUCGUGGCCCUGGACCGUGACUUCCACGUGCAGUGUUACCGCUGCGAGGACUGUGGCACUCUGCUCUCUGAGGGGGACAACCAGGGCUGCUACCCCCUGGACGGACACGUCCUCUGCAAAAACUGUAACACCAGCCGCAUCCAGGCCCUCACCGCCAAGGCCACCACUGACCUCUGAGCAACCCGCCGGCCCGUCACCUCCACUGUACCUCCCAGCACACACUCCCUCCAUUCCUUCCUCCAUGCAAACAUACUCACCCACGCGAGCCUUCAUCCUUCUGCCAUCCCACAAUUAUCCAUCCAUACUUAACUCAGUCAAAAGCUUCACAGUUCCACACAUGUAGUCGGUACAGUUUCUGCAGAAGAAGAGGCUUCAUGGGACAAUGACGUUCAGCAGAUUGUUUUACAGUAGCAUGCAGCCUUACACUGCGAUAAAAAGUAAUUUUAUUCCACUAUAGUCGAAUAGAUGGAUCACUUUCUCUCACUCACAACGUCAGAGAGCAGACAGACUGUCAGCAGUUUGUCAGAAAACACAAUAUGGCACGGCUAUGCAAUUUUCUAAGGCAAUUGCAUCGACACUUUAUGAGAAAUUUUAUAAAUAAGGAAAUAUUUUAGCUGUACAUAUUCAAGUGUAGGUGCUGUUCUAGCAACAACGCUGUUGGUACUGUGUGACUUUUUGUGUCCUUGUGCUGUUUGUCUCUCGUCUCUGAUGUUCAGUGUUUAUCUGAGGUUGUUGGGAGAAGAAGGGACCUUUUUAAAAAAAAAAAAAUAUGGAUGAACAGAUUUGGGCCGCGACUCAGACUCGGGGCUGCAGCAGAGGGCGUCUGACGAGAGGUAAAGGUACACUGUGGAGACUUUUGUCAUACUUUCCAUCCAGUCUGCUGGUCCAGAUGUGCAUCAUUCUGAAUGUGGCGUAACAUCUGUAUUUCACCAGGCUAUUCUCAGGUUCUUCCAGUGGGAAGUAUAUGCAAAACAGUAGUGGAAAUAUGCAAAGUAGACAUAAACAGAAAAUAUAAGAACACAAAACAUGAAGAGAAGUCCUGAAUUUUAAACAAAAAGAGCUACAAACAUUUAUAGAAUUAGUGUAUACACCGUGCUUUUCUUUGAGCAAGAAUGUAGAGGCAAGAAAAAGUAAAACAUUACAACAAAACUCGAGUCAUCCUGCGCUCAGCAAGCAGUAAAAGCUGCUGGAUUAAAGAACAAAAUCAGUCGUUUUUUUUUUUUGUUUUUUUUCCAGAUCUACUCAACACGUUCGCCUCAUGAUGAGAAGCUGUGAAGCAGAACGUCCCUUUGUUUACAUAAAAGAUCCUCCACAGGGUACCUUUAACCACCAGAGUGUGUAAUGAAUAUGUAAUAGCUGGUGACACUUUCACACUUCAUCAGCUGGGUUAGUUUGCGUUCAAACAGGAUGCAAACAGACGCUUUGCUUUUUCCUUUUUUUUCCUAUUUGCUUUAUUACAUCUCAAGCUUGUUAUUCUGUCUGUACUGAAACAUGAAAGUUGGGAUGUUAAAAAGAGAUGUCCGCUGACAAACAACAACCUCUCCAGGCUGUGUGUGCUGUGAGUGAUGCUGGGCUGUUGCCAUGGGAACUGUUUAUACGGCUCUUUUGUGGAACAACUCUUUAAAAGCAAUCCAAUUUGAAAUAGUUCAAAUUAGUCGCAUUAUGGAACCUAAACUCUUCAAUGAUCAAACGCACUCUGCAGGAACAAACUCUCUUUUCCGUCAUCUCAGUUUAAAAGUCCAUGAUGAUUCAUCUUCUACUUAAAGAUCUUAUUUUUGUUUGUCAAAAAUUAAAAGAAAAUACAACUUUUUUGAUCAAUUUAUAUAACUGUGAAAAGGAAAAAGUCACCUAGUGCCUUUAAAUUAAAAUGUUAAAAUCAAUCCUGAAUGUUUUGACUCCAUCAGCAGCAGAGCCUUCCCUCCCUGUGUUACCAUGUACAGGCGCACACACAGUACGUCUCCUGUCUGACGUGAAUAAAAGCUUGAUGUUAAGAGGAUCAGUUAAUGAAUUUUCAAGUCCUUGUUGUGCGUUUGUGUUGUCGUUUUUCCAGCCCUCCUUGUAAAAGUGCCUUUGGCAGAGCACUUAUGAUUCUCGUUUGCCCUGCCACAAAGAUCUGACCUUGUUUACUUGUUUGUAACCAAAGUAAAUCAAAAGUUUACUUCUUUUUUUUUUGGACCAUCUCUGUGAGAACCCACUCUUCCAUCAGGUCUGUCAGAGUUUAACUGGCGUUUUGGGUCUGUCAGAGAGACAUCUAUUCUUUAUUUUUCUCUUUUCUUUUGCUUUUUAAUAAAGCUUCGCAAUAAGA
This is a messenger RNA of Oryzias melastigma (Indian medaka), 4108 nucleotides long. It is a transcript of the gene lpp, whose product is annotated as LIM domain containing preferred translocation partner in lipoma. The record is from RefSeq and is a predicted model, not a curated record. Gene Ontology annotation, cellular component: stress fiber; focal adhesion. NCBI's taxonomy places the organism in Eukaryota, Metazoa, Chordata, Actinopteri, Beloniformes, Adrianichthyidae. Gene Ontology annotation, biological process: cell-cell adhesion.